UGGGGGUUCCCACUCCCCGGUCCGAGGGAGGAGGGGACUAGGGGCCUGGAUUCCUGGGUCUGAGGGAGGAGACGCUGGGGGGUCUCCACUCCCGGAUCAGAGGGAGGAGGGACCGGGGGCCUGGACUCCUGAGACCGAGGCGGGCGGAGGGCUGAGCGAGCCAGGCCGGGCUUCCCAGGUCCCGGCCCGCGUGUAGAAGGCGGGAUCCCCCGGCCCCUCCUCCGCCGUCCGGCGCCGCCCCGCCCCCGCCCCCGACCCGGGCCCUCCGGAGCGUGUGCAGCGAGGAGCCGGCGGGCGAGCGCGCGUCCCUGCAGCCGACGAGCAGGAGGAGGAGGUGCCGCCGCGCCAGGGGCAGCCGAGGGAGCCGAGGAGGGCGCCCCAGGUAGUUGCCCCCUCCCUCUACUGAGAUGUCAGGAAGGAGGGGGCCGCCUGUGUCCCCCCCAGGGGCCCCCUGGAGCCUGGGGGCCCCCAGCCCGGAAGCUCGGAGGUGGAGUAGGUGCUGACAGGUGUUCAGCGAGAUGCUCCCCCACCCCUCAUGGUCCCUCCCCAUCCUCCUCCUCAGCCUCCUCCCCUGUGUCCCAGUGGAACCCCACCCCCCGCCCUCGCCACUGCCCGCAUUUCCAGCCCCUGAGUGGGACCUCCUGUCCCCCCGAGUAGUACUGUCCAGGGGUGCCCCCUCGGGCCCCCCUCUGCUCUUCCUGCUGGAGGCUGGGGCCUUCGGGGAGCCCCCAGGCAGCCCUGCUAACCGCACUCGGCGAGGGGUGAGCGAGACAGCACCCGCGAGUCGCCGGGGAGAGCUGGCUGUGUGCGAUGCGGUCAGCAGCUGGGUGACAGACCGCCGGACGGCUGUGGACCUGCGUGGGCGCGAGGUGGAGGUGCUGGGCGAGGUGCCUGCGGCUGGUGGCAGUCCCCUCCGCCAGUAUUUCUUUGAGACCCGCUGCAAGGCUGACAACACAGGGGAAGGUGGCCCCGGUGCAGGCGGAGGGGGCUGCCGGGGCGUGGACCGGAGGCACUGGGUGUCCGAGUGUAAGGCCAAGCAGUCCUAUGUUCGGGCGUUGACCACCGAUGCUCAGGGCCGUGUGGGCUGGCGAUGGAUCCGAAUCGACACCGCCUGUGUCUGCACACUUCUCAGCCGGACUGGCCGGGCCUGAGGCCCGUGCCUAGGAACUGGACCCGCAGAGGAAGAAAGAGAGCAGGCUGCCAAGGGACCUCAGGCGUGACUUGGCUGCUCUGGGCCUUGUUUUGGGAACUUGUUCAAUGGUCACAAAAAUCAUAGCUCUCGUAUUUUGAGAGCUCAAUCUGUACAAUUUGUACGAGACAAAACCAAAUGGGGUUUUGAAGGAUGAAUAGGAGUCCUCCUGUGAACCCAAGGGUGAUGAUGAUGAUGACAGCCCGUGUUUUCUGACUGCCUGCUGUUUGUCAGCUCUAAUACACGACUUGUCACAUCAGCUUGGCGGACUUGACCCUGGAGGCCUGUAGCUUCUAAGUUGCUAACUAUGUGAUCUCAGGGGACAUCACCUCGCCCAUCCUGGAGAGAGUGACAGGGAGGGACUGUGCCAAGGAGUCAGUUGGGGAGCAUAAAAACUGGAACGUGUGAGCAACUGGCUGGAAGCUAGGAUUCGAAUGGGAAGUUAACUAGGUCAGAUGGGGCAAGAAUGUUCUGUUUUGUGAUAUGACCUACCUGUCACAGUAGGUACGCAAGAUAGAAGGUCAGGAUGCUAGAGAAUUUGGCCCGAGUGGGGACUUAGAGUCAGGUUUCCACCACCCUUCCCUGUCUCGACCUUUACCCCACAUUGGGAAAGAAAUAAACAUUAACAUUGUCCAGCUUGAGGAGGGCAUGAGGUUCUGACCCAUUGGCCUGGCCCCUGGAGAGGAUCAGGGGUCAUUUGGACACUGAUAGGCCAGAACAACCCAACAGGAGAGGGGACCCUAGAAACCUGAAUGAGGGGGCCAGAAGGCAGUCUCAGUGUUUCCUGUCUACAGAAUGGGUCGGCAGGAUGAGUUAGUGGGGCCAAGGAGCCAGGGGCCUCAGCCAAAAGGUCUUUAAAGUGAGGCAGUGACCAGAGAAGUCAGGGGCAGAUCCCCCAUCCUCAGGGCACCCCAUCACAUAUUCCCACUCCACAGCUUCACACCUGUUACCAACACACAGGCUUUAUUAGAGAGCCAGCUCCGGGCUGAGGGCAUAGAGAUCUGGCACCAUCACAGACUGGGCCCCUGGGGAGAAGGGUGAGGCGGCCUCUGAGGCUGCAUCUCUGUCCCAAGUCUGCAGUUCUGCUCUCUCUUUCUUUUGCCACUUCCCCAUCUCUUGUCUCUGGGACAGUAGCUCUUUUUCUGUCUCUGUUUCUUAGUCACUGUCUCUCACCCAUUCUUGUAUUUCUUCUCAUUCGUCAAAGCU
Messenger RNA from Phyllostomus hastatus (greater spear-nosed bat), 2395 nucleotides. RefSeq names its product neurotrophin 4 (gene NTF4). The record is from RefSeq and is a predicted model, not a curated record. Gene Ontology annotation, molecular function: nerve growth factor receptor binding; growth factor activity. NCBI's taxonomy places the organism in Eukaryota, Metazoa, Chordata, Mammalia, Chiroptera, Phyllostomidae. Gene Ontology annotation, cellular component: extracellular region. The transcript has 3 exons. Bases 519 to 1151 code for a protein of 210 amino acids. Gene Ontology annotation, biological process: regulation of neuron differentiation; memory; nerve growth factor signaling pathway.